AGGGCAACCACGUGCCUCUGACUCGUCUCGGAGGGAUGGCGUGCAGACGCCCCGGCCGCAGUGUGGACAGCACAGCCUCUCGGAGCAGCUCUGUACGCGGGGCGGGGCGGGGGCAGGCAGCUGUGUCCGGUGAACCCAGAGCCCCUGCCUGCCUCCCCAGCCCAACCCCGGCGCCUGGCCCCCCACGUCCCACCCUGCCCUGAGGGCGGCACGCCCUGCGGCCCUGGCCCAGCUCUCCUCCCAGCCGCUGGCGUUGGCACCCCCUCCGGGGAGACACCAGGGAGGCCUGCUGGGAAAGGAGAGGACUGCAGGGAGAAGGGAGGUGGGCGGGAGGCAAAGACAAAGCAAGGGGUGCGGCACGUGGCCGGCGCCCAAGGGAGGAGUGACCUCAGCGCUGGAACGGCGGCUCAGUGUCGGAGCAGGCGGGCGGCCAGGCUCCAGCACUGAGGGCCUUUCUCUCCCUCUCCCUCGCGUCCCAUCUGCCGCUCGCUCUCCGGCGGCCGCGGUGGAGGACCUGGGGCCUCAUUGGCCGGCCGGGUGCCGUCAGCGGCAUAAAUUGGAGUUCUGGGCUCUUGCUGGGACCUUCGGCUGCCCGCAGCCCGGCCACCGGCCCUCCCGUCGCUCCUGCUGGGUGAUGGGAACCCCGAGUCCGGCUGCCUCCCGGGGAGGAGCCCUCUGGGUCCUCCUCCUGGCCACACUUGGCCGCGCGGCCGGCCAGCCGCUGGGAGAGUCCAUGUGCACAGCCCAGCCCCUGGCCAAGUACAGCAUCACCUUCGUGGGCAAGUGGAGCCAGGCGUCCUUCCCCAAGCAGUACCCGCUGUUCCGCCCGCCCGCACAGUGGUCAUCCCUGCUGGGGGCGGCUCACAGCUCCGACUACAGCCUGUGGAGGAAGGACCAGUACGUCAGCAACGGGCUGCGGGAGUUCGCGGAGCGCGGCGAGGCCUGGGCACUGAUGCGGGAGAUGGAGGCGGCCGGGGAGAAGCUGCAGAGCGUGCACGGCGUGUUCUCGGCCCCCGCCGUGCCCAGCGGCACAGGGCAGACGUCCGCAGAGCUCGAGGCCCACUCCAGGCACUCGCUGGUGUCCUUCGUGGUCCGCAUCGUGCCCAGCCCCGACUGGUUCGUGGGCGUCGACAGCCUGGACCUGUGUGACGGCGGCCGCUGGAGGGAGCAGGUGGCCGUGGACCUCCACCCCUACGACGCCGGCACCGACAGCGGCUUCACCUUCUCGUCCCCCAACUUCGCGACGGUCCCGCAGGACACGGUGACCGAGAUCACGGCCUCCUCUCCCAGCCACCCCGCCAACUCCUUCUACUACCCACGGCUGAAGUCCCUGCCUCCCAUCGCCCGCGUGACCCUGGUGCGGCUCCGGCAGAGCCCCAGGGCCUUCAUCCCGCCCGCCCCAGGCCUGGGGGGCGGGGGCAACGAGAUCCUGGACAGUCUCCCAGGCCCGCCCCUCACCGCCCUGCUCGCGCCCCCAGACCCAGAGACACCGCUGGAUUGCGAGGUGUCACUGUGGUCAUCCUGGGGGCUGUGCGCGGGCCCGUGCGGGCCACCGGGCACCAAGAGCAGGACACGCUACAUCCGCGUGCAGCCCGCCAACCACGGGGCGCCCUGCCCGCCGCUGGAGGAGGAGGCCGCGUGCAUCCCCGACAACUGCGUCUGAUGCCGGCGCCCGGGGCCUCCUCGUCCCCGAGCCCGCCGCCGGGACCUCUGCGCACAGACUGGCCCGGCCCGGCGCAGCUGCUGGAGAGCCACACGCCGGCCGUGAAAUACCUCAGACCUGGUCGCCGGGCAGCCGCCCGGGGCCGCCGGGUCACUGGCGCGAGACCCACACCUGCGUGGCGCUCCCAUCCCAGCUCUUGAAUAAAGACCAGCGUUUCCAUCA
Molecule: messenger RNA, 1885 nt
Organism: Hippopotamus amphibius kiboko
Lineage: Eukaryota; Metazoa; Chordata; Mammalia; Artiodactyla; Hippopotamidae
Product: spondin-2-like
Exons: 6
Coding region: 635-1663 (342 amino acids)
Biological process (GO): cell adhesion
Cellular component (GO): extracellular matrix
Source: RefSeq, a predicted model, not a curated record